Prunus armeniaca (apricot) is the source of this 1812-nucleotide messenger RNA. NCBI's taxonomy places the organism in Eukaryota, Viridiplantae, Streptophyta, Magnoliopsida, Rosales, Rosaceae. The record is from the annotation of a GenBank genome assembly.
AUGUCUGAUAAUUCUGAAAGAGAAAGUCAAAGCUCCCCAAGUCCCCAUACCUUCAGUGGGGAAGAGUUUGAGAAUGGUAGCCACAAUGAAGACUUGGGUACUGAUGGGGAAAGUACUGGGUUUGAACGUGUGAUGGAAGGGCUGAUAGUGGAGGGAAGUAGGGUUGGGGGAGAAGAGCAGUUAAGGAGUUCUGGGGGGGAAGCCUAUAGGGAAAUGCAAAGAAACUAUGUGACCCUAGAAGCUUGUGCAAACCGGGUGUUGGGGAUAACCCAGGCACCAAAGGCUAGUGCAAGUGGGCGAGCAGGGCCAUCAGGGUGUGGUAUUGUGGUAGUAGCAUCCGCCGAUGUGGGCAUUCCAAUAAGGGUUCCACUACCGAAGAAAAAUAUGAUGAGUCUGUAUGAUCUAGAGUCGCUGAAGGUAGAUUACGCUAUACCUGAGUGUGUGGGGCUGAGGUUGCCCAUACUUGCUGAAGCGGCAAGAUACCCUCCCGAGGGUUGCGUUAUGGUGUUCUCAGCCAUGUACAAACAUGGAUUGAGGUUAUCAUUGCAUCCUUGGGUGCAAAUGAUGCUUUCCAGAUUGGGCUAUGCCCCUGGGCAGUAUAAUCCCAACUUAUGGUGUAUACUGCACGAGGUGUACAUAGCAUGGUGGUUGGCAAAGCGAGGGGAGCCCUCCUUUGAGCAGUUCAUGCAUCUGUACUCAAUGUCCAGGCAACAGGGCAACUUUGGCUGGGUGCAGGUCAAAUGUCGAAACGCGAAGGAGAGAGGAUACUUUAUAGGGCAACCACCAUCGUUGCAGAAGACGUGGCGAAAUCGGUGGUUCUUUACCUUCGGUGAUUGGGAGUGCUGGCCUAGGACGAUUGUCAGCAAACAUGUGCCCACCCAAUUUCAAUUUAUAGGUUCUGUGAAGUGUAGGCCAGUGUCCAGGGAGGAAAAGGAAGAGAUAGAGCUGGUGAGGAGACAGGUGCCCCAGGAAGCGCGUGAGCUGAAGAAUAUUGUGACACCAGCUCUUCUUCUUCAAUCGAGGUUGCUUCAAGGAAUGGCUGAGGUGCCGAAGAAGGUGGUGACCGUGGCUGAGGAUUCACCGAAGAUAGUGGUGGAUCUGAAGGAGAGGCAACGAAACACAGCCGAGGGGACAGCAGCCCGGGCUGCUGAAAAGCAGAACAGUGCUGUCGCUAUUCGACCUAGAUCCCCCACCCAUGCUGCCGCCCGAGAUGGAGGAGCUAUUCCGUGCAGGUACCGAGGAUAUAUACUUUGCCUCGGUUCGACGGGAGGCGAAGGAGGUAACCCUGGCCAUGCAUCGCCAGGAAGUGCCUCUUGUCAACGCCUUCCUGACUGGGGGCGGAGAGAGGUAGACUUGGCGAGACGCCACUCUGAGACAGCUAAAGCCGUUAUUGCCGAGGCUCAGGUUGCCAUCCAGGAGAGGAAUGCGCUUCAGCUGAAGGUGGGGAGGUUAGAGCGGGAGCUAAAGGAGACAGCCCGGCGGCUAGAGGCGGUGGAGGAGGCUAGGCUCAAGUCUGAGAGGAGGAGGACCGAGGAGCUGAGCGUCGCUCGUGCCGAGGCUGUGGAGGAGUAUCAGGGCUCUGACAAGUUCAAGAGCCUUGUGCUGGACGCAAUGGUCGAGGAGCAAUAUGGUGGUGUUCCCCCUCCUAUUCCUUCCGGUCGAGAGUCACUGUUUGCAGCUACUCCGUCUGCCGAGGCCACGAGUCCUUCUGAGGCCGAGACAAGGGGAGGUGCCAAUGCUAGCGGAGGGGAGUCGACCGUGGAUCCUGACACAGCUGCCGUGGAGGAGGCGAACGACCAUGCUGAUGCCUGA